UGGCAUACAGGAAACCGGCAACUCCCCUCCUGACAUUUGCCAACAUAGCAUCCGACGGCUUUUAAGAGCCAGCACCAAGAUGGGCUUGUACAAGCGGAAGAUCACCAUCAGAGAUGAUACGGUCACAUCAGCUGUGAGCUUGACCCUGAGACAGUCUCUUCUGCCAAAUGCUUUAGUCACCAUUUUGUUUUUCCUAUGGGGGUUCGCCUAUGGACUUUUAGAUGUGCUCAAUUCUCACUUUCAGUCGACACUGCAUAUUUCUGCCAGCAGAUCUAGCGGCCUACAAGCGUCUUAUUUUGGCGCAUACUUUAUUUGUCCGCUGACGAUCUCGGGUUUGCUCGUUCGGAGAUUCGGCUUCAGGGUUACUUUUAUGACCGGCCUUGCAGUUCUUGCGGUCGGUUGCCUUCUCUUCUGGCCUAGUGGCGUGAAGAAGUCCUUUGGAGGAUUUUGUGGUAGCAUGUUUGUAGUGGGAGCUGGUUUGUCAACCUUGGAAACAGCUGCUGAUCCAUUCCUAUCCAUUUGUGGGCCUCCGCGAUACAGUGAAAUCCGCCUCAACCUGGCACAAGCGGUCCAAGGCGUUGGGACCUUUGUCGCACCACUUCUCGCAUCUCGUGUCUUCUUCGCGCAUACUGUGAACACAGAACAGGGCCUCAAAAAUGUCCAAUGGGUAUAUCUUGGUGUCGCAUGCUUUGUUGCGCUCUUGAUUAUCCUGUUCUUCCUGGCGCCUUUCCCUGAAAUUACCGACGCAGACCAACAGGCUCUGGAGAAUAUGAUAACGGAACAAGGCCAGGAGACGGCUCCUCUGCGCAAGCAGUACAACCUCUUCCUAGGGGUUUGGAGUCAGUUCUGCUAUGUAGGCGCCCAGGUAGCUUUAGCAGGAUAUUUCAUCAAUUUUGCCCAAGAGGCUGGAUAUACAGCAGCCAAGGCUUCCGAUUUGCUCGCUGUUGCACAGGGUCUUUAUGCUUUUAAUCGAUUCCUGGCCGCUGGGCUGAUGAUGAUGAAGACAUUCAAGCCUCGCUACAUGCUUACCGUCUAUUUACUGCUUUGCUUUAUCUUUUCGGUGAUCGCAAUGAAUACGAGGGGCAAGGCUUCUGUAGUGUUUACCAUUUUGGUUUUCUGCUUUGAAUCGUGCUGCUUUGCAACAAUCUUCACCUUGGCGUUACGUGGCCUCGGUCGUCAUACAAAGAUCGGAGGUUCGUUCCUUGUAGCGGCAAUCUCAGGAGGAACAGUCUUUCCUCCUAUGAUGGGUGCUAUUGUGACGAACAAGAACGCUCAUUGGGCCAUGGGUAUUCCGAUGAUGGGGUACAUUUUGGCUUUAAUUUUCCCUAUUUACGUCAAUAUCUUCCAGAAAGAUACCAUGGAUCUUCAUCGAAGCACUGCCCUCAACGUCGAUAUGACAGUGGGCAAGGAGGUUGGGUUGGAGGGAGGGCACUCUAAGCAUGUCGACAAUAGCCGGACCUGAAGGCACCAAUUUCUCCACGAGGUCGUUCAGGCCGUUUUAGAUAAUGAAC
This is a messenger RNA of Aspergillus ochraceoroseus IBT 24754, 1511 nucleotides long. RefSeq names its product putative l-fucose permease. Gene Ontology annotation, molecular function: transmembrane transporter activity. NCBI's taxonomy places the organism in Eukaryota, Fungi, Ascomycota, Eurotiomycetes, Eurotiales, Aspergillaceae. Gene Ontology annotation, biological process: transmembrane transport. The record is from RefSeq and is a predicted model, not a curated record. Bases 80 to 1462 code for a protein of 460 amino acids. The transcript has 8 exons.